Paramecium octaurelia is the source of this 2064-nucleotide messenger RNA. The record is from the annotation of a GenBank genome assembly. NCBI's taxonomy places the organism in Eukaryota, Ciliophora, Oligohymenophorea, Peniculida, Parameciidae.
AUGACUGAUAAAGAUAUCAAAAUCAAAUCACUAGAAUCAGAGUUAGAAAGUAGACAGACCCAGGUUUUACAGCUUGAAAAGAAGGUUGCUGUCCUUGAGACUCGAAUCAAUCAGAAUGCAGAUGUAUUUCAACAAUUUUAUAUUCUAGGUCUUAGAAUUAUAGGAAAAGAUCAAAAUGCUGGAGACCCAGAAUAUAAAACUGGUAGAAAAAAACCAGAGUGAUGUUGUGGAGUGGAAAACUAAGGAAAGAGAAUUUAAGGUAGAAGUUACAUCUAUAAUCAAGCAAUUACUCAAGCAACACCAAGACGAGCUUGCUUCUAUUAGGACUGAAUUGGACUUAGCCAAUCAACAGUUGGCCAAUCAGCAACCUCAAGAAGGGAAUGCUCCUGGAUUGGAAUAAACAAUUAGAGAUUUGUAGUUAGACCGCAAUGAUUUGAAAUAAAUCAAUGAGAAAUUAAUACAUAAUGAAAAUGUACUUAAUUUGGAGAAGGAGAAACUUAAGAAUCAAGUGACAGACUUGGAGGAAGAUAAGAAAUAAAUGUAGAACAAUUUAUAAGAUUUAAAAAAUAAACACAAUAAAGAAUUAGAAACUUUGAGAGAACAAAUUCAUCAAUAUCAGAAUGAGAUACUCCAGAGGGAGAAGAUGCAUGAGGAAUAAAUGAGGAAUCUGGCCAGAUUGGAAUAACAAAUGGAAAACAAGGCUAAAAGCAAUGAGGAAGAAGUAGAUCAAGUCAAAAGAAAAAAGGAUUAAUUGCAAUGUGAAAAUGAUGCUCUCAAAAAAGUGAAUGAAAAAUAAGUACAAGAAAUGCAGUAUUUGGAUCAAUAAAUCAAUUGUUAUGCUAAGCAAGUCUCUGAAAAAGAGAAAUAGUUUUAAGAGUUACAAAAUAAAGCAGAGGAAGAGCAUACCAAAGUGGUUAAUUUGCAAAAGAAUAAUGGAGUAUUUUAAGAAAAAUUGAAGGAUUUAGAGUAGACCUACUAGGUACAACUUAAAGAUAAGGACGUACAGAUUCAAAAUGCCAAGAAGUAAUACGAGGACAGGAUUUCAUAAAUAUAAAAGUAUUGCAUUCCCAUAUAAUUUCAUAGAGAAAAUGCUACCAUUUUGGAGUAAUUACAAUUGGUAAAUGAUUAGAAUAGAGAGUUAUUGACAAAGCAAAAAGAGCAGGAAAUUCUAUAUAAAGAGAGUUCAAGUAAGUAGCUUGAGAAGGAUAAGAAAUUGGUGGAAGCAUUUGAGAGGAUGAGAAAAUUAGAUUAAGAAGUAUAGAGUGCUCUUUACUGUAGGUAAAAGCCUUGAUGAAAUAAAAUCAAUUGUUCAGGGAAUAGAUACUAAUUCUUGAGGGAGAUCUCAGUAAGAGUAAAGAGUAAGUGAGGAUGCUCUAAAGAGAUAAGUCGGAAUUGAAGUAGUAGUUAGAUUUUUUGAUUUCCCAAUAGAAUAAGAAAGGCAGAUUGAGUGAAAUUGACUUGUUGAAAAAGUAGGUCCAAGAAUUGCAAACAGAAUUAACAUUAUUGAGGGAAUCGCAUAAAGCAGCUUAGAGUUCAUUGAAAUCUACAAUGGAAUCAUCAGGUUACUUAAAGGGGAGAUUGAAAAAGUUAGAUAUCGAAAAUCAAGCAUUGCUGGAUUCAAAAACCAGAUUGGAGACCUUGUUUUAAGAGUUGUUGGAAACAAUGAAAUCGAAAAAGUUGCAAAGGAAUUAUUCUGAGGUGUAGAUGAAUGGACACCAGGGGAAAAUGAUAACAGAGAGUAGUUCAACUUAUUUAGAGCCCAUGACGGAGAGAUUGACAGCUAAGACUAAUAAUAAUUAGUAGUAGAGGAAUGGGGAUGUUCGUUCUAUUUUUAAACGACCAAUCUAAGUUGCUAGGAUUAGAUCAUCAGGAUAGUAGAAAGAAAUUAAGGGUAAACAAGAAAUCAAAAGCAACAAGGUGGAGCAGGAGUAGCUUGUAGAUCAAGAGAAGAAGGAGGAGUAUGAAAUUUUAGAGGAGGAGUCUUAAUUGAAUCAAGGGGAGGAUAAAUAGAAUGAUGAUGAAUAGAAUGAGUCUUCCUUUCUUUAUACUGAAUCAUGAGCUGAU